CUAAAGAGGAAGAGACUCCUAAACGAAUCAAGGAAGAGAAGGCACCCUCUCCAAUAGAGGAGAAAGCACCCUCGCCAGUGGAGGAGCAAAAGAUGCCAUCACCAGUUAAAGAAGAAAAGGCCCCAUCACCAGUUGUAGAAACAAAGGCUCCGUCAACACUUAAAGAGGAAAAGAUUCCAACACCAAUCAAGGAAGAGAAGGCACCCUCCCCAAUAGAGGAGAAAGAACGCUCGCCAGUGGAGGAGAAAAAGAUGCCAUCACCAGUUAAAGAAGAAAAGGCCCCAUCACCAGAUAUAGAAACAAAGGCUCCGUUCACACCUGAAGAGGAAAAGAUUCCUACACCAAUCAAGGAAGAGAAGGCACCCUCCCCAAUAGAGGAGAAAGCAGCCUCGCCAGUGGAGGAGCAAAAGAUUCCAUCACCAGUUCAAGAAGAAAAGGCCCCAUCACCAAUUAUAGAAACAAAGGCUCCAUCAACACCUGGAGAGGAAAAGAUUCCUUCACCAAUCAAGGAAGAGAAGGCACCCUCCCCAAUAGAGGAGAAAGCACCCUCGCCAGUGGAGGAGCAAAAGUUGCCAUCACCAGUUAAAGAAGAAAAAGCCCCAUCACCAGUUGUAGAAACCAAGGCUCCGCCAACACCUAAAGAGGAAAAGAUUUCUAUACCAAUCAAGGAAGAGAAGGCACCCUCCCCAAUAGAGGAGAAAGCACCUUCGCCAGUGGAAGAGCAAAAGAUUCCAUCUCCAGUUAAAGAAGAAAAGGCCCCAUCACCAGUUGUAGAAACAAAGGCUCCGUCAACACCUGAAGAGGAAAAGAUUCCUACACCAAUCAAGGAAGAGAAAGCACCCUCCUUAAUAGAGGAGAAAGCAGCCUCGCCAGUGGAGGAGCAAAAGAUGCCAUCACCAGUUAAAGAAGAAAAGGCCACAUCACCAGUUGUAGAAACCAAGGCUCCGUCAACACCUAAAGAGGAAGAGACUCCUAAACGAAUCAAGGAAGAGAAGGCACCCUCUCCAAUAGAGGAGAAAGCACCCUCGCCAGUGGAGGAGCAAAAGAUGCCAUCACCAGUUAAAGAAGAAAAGGCCCCAUCACCAGUUGUAGAAACAAAGGCUCCGUCAACACUUAAAGAGGAAAAGAUUCCAACACCAAUCAAGGAAGAGAAGGCACCCUCCCCAAUAGAGGAGAAAGAACGCUCGCCAGUGGAGGAGAAAAAGAUGCCAUCACCAGUUAAAGAAGAAAAGGCCCCAUCACCAGAUAUAGAAACAAAGGCUCCGUCAACACCUGAAGAGGAAAAGAUUCCUACACCUAUCAAGGAACAGAAGGCAGCCUCCCCAAUAGAGGAGAAAGAACCCUCGCCAGUGGAGGAACAAAAGAUUCCAUCACCAGUUCAAGAAGAAAAGGCCCCAUCACCAGUUGUAGAAACAAAGGCUCCGUCAACACCUAAAGAGGGAAAGAUUUCUACACCAAUCAUGGAAGAGAAGGCACCCUCAACAAUACAGGAGAAAGCACCCUCGCCAGUGGAGGAGCAAAAGAUGCCAUCACCAGUUAAAGAAGAAAAGGCCCCAUCACCAGUUGUAGAAACAAAGGCUCCGUCAACACCUGGAGAAGAAAGGAUUCCUACACCAAUCAAGGAGGAGAAGUCACCCUCCCCAAUAGACGAGAAAGCACCCUCGCCAGUGGAGGAGCAAAAGAUGCCAUCACCAGUUGUAGAAACAAUGGCUCCAUCAACACCUGGAGAGGAAAAGAUUCCUACACCAAUCAAGGAAGAGAAGGCACCCGCCCCAAUAGAGGAGAAAGCACCCUCGCCAGUGGAAGAGCAAAAGAUUCCAUCUCCAGUUAAAGAAGAAAAGGUCCCAUCACCAGUUGUAGAAACAAAGAUUCCGUCAACACCUGAAGAGAAAAAGAUUCCUACACCAAUCAAGGAAGAGAAGGCAGCCUCCUUAAUAGAGGAGAAAGCACCCUCGCCAGUGGGGGAGCAAAAGAUUCGAUCACCAGUUCAAGAAGAAAAGGCCCCAUCACCAGUUGUAGAAACCAAGGCUCCGUCAACACCUAAACAGGAAGAGACUCCUACACGAAUCAAGGAGGAGAAGGCACCCUCCCCAAUAGAGGAGAAAGCACCCUCGCCAGUGGAAGAGCAAAAGAUUCCAUCUCCAGUUAAAGAAGAAAAGGCCCCAUCACCAGUUGUAGAAACAAAGGCUCCGUCAACACCUGAAGAGAAAAGGAUUCCUGCACCAAUCAAGGAAGAGAAGGCACCCUCCCCAAUAGAGGAGAAAGCACGCUCGCCAGUGGAGGAGAAAAAGAUGCCAUCACCAGUUAAAGAAGAAAAGGCCCCAUCACCAGUUGUAGAAACAAAGGCUCCGUCAACACCUGGAGAGGAAAAGAUUCCUACACCAAUCAAGGAAGAGAAGGCACCCUCCCCAAUAGAGGAGAAAGCAACCUCGCCAGUGGAGGAGCAAAAGACGCCAUCACCAGUUAAAGAAGAAAAAGCUCCAUUACCAGUUGUAGAAACCAAGACUCCAUCAACACCUGAAGAGGAAAAGAUUCCUACACCAAUCAAGGAACAGAAGGCAGCCUCCUCAAUAGAGGAGAAAGCACCCUCGCCAGUGGAGGAGCAAAAGAUUCCAUCACCAGUUCAAGAAGAAAAGGCCCCAUCACCAGUUGUAGAAACCAAGGCUCCGUCAACACCUAAAGAGGAAGAGAUUCCUACACCAAUCAAGGAGGAGAAGGCACCCUCCCCAAUAGAGGAGAAAGCACCCUCGCCAGUGGAGGAGCAAAAGAUGCCAUCACCAGUUAAAGAAGAAAAGGCCCCAUCACCAGUUGUAGAAACAAAGGCUUCGUCAACACUUAAAGAGGAAAAGAUUCCAACACCAAUCAAGGAAGAGAAGGCACCCUCCCCAAUAGAGGAGAAAGCACGCUCGCCAGUGGAGGAGAAAAAGAUUCCAUCACCAGUUCAAGAAGAAAAGGCCCCAUCACCAGUUGUAGAAACAAAGGCUCCGUCAACACCUAAAGAGGAAAAGAUUCCUACACCAAUCAAGGAGGAGAAGGCACCCUCCCCAAUAGAGGAGAAAGCACCCUCGCCAGUGGAGGAGCAAAAGAUGCCAUCACCAGUUGUAGAAACAAUGGCUCCAUCAACACCUGGAGAGGGAAAGAUUCCUACACCAAUCAAGGAAGAGAAGGCACCCACCCCAAUAGAGGAGAAAGCACCCUCGCCAGUGGAAGAGCAAAAGAUUCCAUCUCCAGUUAAAGAAGAAAAGGCCCCAUCACCAGUUGUAGAAACAAAGGUUCCGUCAACACCUGAAGAGGAAAAGAUUCCUACACCAAUCAAGGAAGAGAAGGCAGCCUCCUUAAUAGAGGAGAAAGCACCCUCGCCAGUGGAGGAGCAAAAGAUGCCAUCACCAGUUGAAGAAGAAGAGGCCCCAUCACCAGUUGUAGAAACCAAGGCUCCUAAAGAGGAAGAGACUCCUACACCAAUCAAGGAAGAGAAGGCACCCUCCCCAAUACAGGAGAAAGCCCCCUUGCCAGUGGAGGAGCAAAAGAUGCCAUCACCAGUUAAGGAAGAAAAGGCCCCAUCACCAGUUGUAGAAACAAAGGCUCCGUCAACACCUGAAGAGCAAAAGAUUCCAACACCUAUCAAGGAAGAGAAGGUACCCUCCCCAAUAGAGGAGAAAGCCCCCUCGCCAGUGGAAGAGCAAAAGACGCCAUCACCAGUUAAUGAAGAAAAGGCCCCAUCACCAGUUGUAGAAACAAAGGCUCCGUCAACACUUCAAGAAGAAAAGAUUCCUACACCAAUCAAGGAAGAGAAGGCGCCCUCCCCAAUAGAGGAGAAAGCACCCUCGCCAGUGGAGGAGAAAAAGAUGCCAUCACCAGUUAAAGAACAAAAGGCCCCAUCACCAGUUGUAGAAACAAAGGCUCCGUCAACACUUCAAGAGGAAAAGAUUCCUACACCAAUCAAGGAAGAGAAGGCGCCCUCCCCAAUAGAGGAGAAAGCACCCUCGCCAGUGGAGGAGAAAAAGAUGCAAUCACCAGUUAAAGAACAAAAGGCCCCAUCACCAGUUAAAGAACAAAAGGCCCAAUCACCAGUUGUAGAAACAAUAGCUCCGUCAACACUUGAAGAGGAAAAGAUUCCUACACCAAUCAAGGAAGAGAAGGCGCCCUCCCCAAUAGAGGAGAAAGCACACUUGCCAGUGGAGGAGCAAAAGAUGCCAUCACCAGUUAAAGAAGAAAAAGCCCAAUUACCAGUUGAAGAAACAAAGGCUCCAUCAACACCUGGAGAGGAAAAGAUUCCUAAACCAAUCAAGGAAGAGAAAUCGCCCUCCCCAAUAGAGGAGAAAGCACCCUCGCCAGUGGAGGAGCAAAAGACGCCAUCACCAGUUAAAGAAGAAAAGGCCCCAUCACCAGUUGUAGAAACCAAGGCUCCGUCAACACCUAAAGAGGAAGAGACUCCUACACCAAUCAAGGAAGAGAAGGCACCCUCCCCAAUAGAGGAGAAAGCACACUCCCCAAUAGUGGAGAAAGCACCCUCGCCAGUGGAGGAGAAAAAGAUGCCAUCACCAGUUAAAGAACAAAAGGCCCCAUCACCAGUUGUAGAAACAAAGGGUCCGUCAACAACUGAAGAGGAAAAGAUUCCUACACCAAUCAAGGAAGAGAAGGCGCCCUCCCCAAUAGAGGAGAAAGCACCCUUGCCAGUGGAGGAGCAAAAGAUGCCAUCACCAGUUAAAGAAGAAAAAGCCCAAUUACCAGUUGAAGAAACAAAGGCUCCAUCAACAACUGGAGAGGAAAAGAUUCCUACACCAAUCAAGGAAGGGAAGGCACCCUCCGCAAUAGAGGAGAAAGCACCCUCGCCAGUGGAGAAGCAAAAGAUACCAUCACCAGUUAAAGAAGAAAAGGCCCCAUCCCCAGUUGUAGAAACAAUGGCUCCGUCAACACCUAAAGAGCAAAAGAUUCCAACACCAAUCAAGGAAAAAAAGGCACCCUCCCCAUUAGAGGAGAAAGCACCCUCGCCAGUGGAGGAGAAAAAGAUACCAUCACCAGUUAAAGAAGAAAAGGCCCCAUCACCAGUUAUAGAAAGAAAGGCUCCGUCAACACCUGAAGAGAAAAAGAUUCCUACACCAAUCAAGGACGAGAAGGCAGCCUUCCCAAUAGAGGAGAAAGCCCCCUCCCCAGUGGAGGAGCAAAAGAUUCGAUCACCAGUUCAAGAAGAAAAGGCCCCAUCACCAGUUGUAGAAACAAAGGCUCCGUCAACACCUGGAGAGGAAAAGAUUCCUACACCAAUCAAGGAAGAGAAGGCACCCUCCCCAAUAGAGGAGAAAGCACCCUCGCCAGUGGAGGAGCAAAAGACGCCAUCACCAGUUAAAGAAGAAAAGGCCCCAUUACCAGUUGUAGAAACCAAGGCUCCGUCAACACCUGAAGAGGAAGAGACUCCUACACCAAUCAAGGAAGAGAAGGCACCCUCCCCAAUAGAGGAGAAAGCAGCCUCCCCAAUAGAGGAGAAAGCACCCUCGCCAGUGGAGGAAAAAAAGAUGCCGUCACCAGUUAAAGAACAAAAGGCCCCAUCACCAGUUGUAGAAACAAAGGCUGAGUCAACACUUGAAGAGGAAAAGAUUCCUACACCAAUCAAGGAAGAGAAGGCGCCCUCCCCAAUAGUGGAGAAAGCACCCUCGCCAGUGGAGGAGCAAAAGAUGCCAUCACCAGUUAAAGAAGAAAAGGCCCCAUCACCAGAUGUAGAAACAAAGGCUCCAUCAACACCUGAAGAGGAAACGUUUCCUACACAAAUCAGGGAAGAGAAGACACCCUCCCCAAUAGAGGAGAAAGAACCUUUAGCAGUGGAGGAGGAAAAGAUACCAUCACCAGUUAAAGAAGAAAAGGCCCCAUCAUUAGUUGUAGAAACAAAGGCUCCGUCAACACCUAAAGAGGAAAAGAUUCCUACACCAAUCAAGGAAGAGAAGGCACCCUCCACAAAAGAGGAGAAAGCACCAUCGCCAGUGAAGGAUCAAAAGAUUCCAUCACCAGUUAAAGAAGAAAAGGCCCCAUCACCAGUUAAAGAAGAAAAGGCCCCAUCAUCAGUUAAAGAAGAAAAGGCCCCAUCACCAGUCAUAGAAACAAAGGCUCCGUCAACACCUCAAGAGAAAAGGAUUCCUGCACCAAUCAAGGAAGAGAAAGCACCCUCCCCAAUAGAGGAGAAAGCACCCUCUCAAGUGGAGGAGGAAAAGAUGCCAUCACCAGUUAAAGAAGAAAAGGCCCCAUCACCAGAUGUAGAAACAAAGGCUCCAUCAACACCUGAAGAGGAAACGAUUCCUACACCAAUCAGGGAAGAGAAGACACCCUCCCCAAUAGAGGAGAAAGAACCUUUAGCAGUGGAGGAGGAAAAAAUGCCGUCACCAGUUAAAGAAGAAAAGGUCCCAUCACCAGUUGUAGAAACAAAGGCUCCGUCAACACCUAAAGAGGAAAAUAUUCCUACACCAAUCAAGGAAGAGAAGGCACCCUCCCCAAUAGAGGCGAAAGCACCCUCGCCAGUGGAGGAUCAAAAAAUUCCAUCACCAGUUAAAGAAGAAAAGGCCCCAUCACCAGUUAAAGAAGAAAAGGCCCCAUCACCAGUCAUAGAAACAAAGACUCCGUCAACACCUGAAGAGAAAAGGAUUCCUGCACCAAUCAAGGAAGAGAAGGCACCCUCCCCAAUAGAGGAGAAAGCACCCUCGCCAGUCGAAGAUCAAAAGAUACCAUCACCAGUUCAAGAAGAAAAGGCGCCAUCACCAGUUGUAGAAACAAAGGCUCCGUCAACAACUGAAGAGGAAAAGAUUCCUACACCAAUCAAGGAAGAAAAGGCACCCUCCCCAAUAGAGGAGAACGCUCCCUAUCAAAUGGAGGAGGAAAAGAUGCCAUCACUAGUUCAAGAAGAAAAGACCCCAUCACCAGUUAAGGAAACAAAGGCACCGUCAACACCUGAAGAGGAAAGAAUUCCUACACCAAUCAAGGAAGAGAAGGCAGCCUCAAUAAUAGAGGAGAAAGCAACCUCGCCAGUGGAGGAUCAAAAUAUUCCUACACCAAUCAAGGAAGAGAAGGCAGCCUCCCCAAUAGAGGAGAAAGCACCCUCGCCAGUGGAGGAUGAAAAGAUUCCAUCACCAGUUAAAGAAGAAAAGGCCCCAUCACCAGUUGUAGAAACAAAGGCUCUGUCAACAACUGAAGAGGAAAAGAUUCCUACACCAAUCAAGGAAGAGAAAGCACCCUCCCCAAUAGAAGAGAAAGCGCCCUCCUCAGUGAAGGAGCAAAAGAUGCCAUCGCCAGUUGAAGAAACAAAAGAUAAAUCAACACCUGUAGAGGAAAAGCUUCCAACACCAAUCAAAGAGAAAACACCGUCUCCUAUGGAGGAGAAAGCGCCAUCGCCAGUAGAGGAGCGAAAGAUUCCAUCCCCAGUUGAAGAUGAAAAAGCCCCAACACCAGUUGAAGAAACAAAGGUUCCGUUAAUAACUGAAGAGGAAAGGAUUCCUUCACCAAUUAAAGAAAAGACACCGUCCCCCACGGAGGAAAAAGGGCCAUCACCAAUAGAGGAGCGAAAGAUUCCAUCACCAAUUAAAGAGAAGACACCAUCCCCCAAGGAGGAAAAAGCGCCAUCGCCAAUAGAGGAGCAAAAGAUUUCAUCACCAAUUGAAGAAGAAAAACCUCCAUCACCAAUUAAAGAAGAAACAGUCCCAUCACCAGUUGAAGCAGAUAAAGCCCCAUUACCAGUUGUAAUAGAAAAAGCCCCAACACCAGUUGAAGAUAAAAAGGUUCCGUUAAAAACUGAAGAGGAAAGAAUUCCUAUACCAAUUAAAGAGAAAGUAUCCUCCCCCAUAGAGGAGAAAGCGCCAUUACCAGUAGAGGAGCAAAAGAUUCCAUCACAAGUUAAAGAAGAUAAAGCCCCAUCACCAGUUAAAGAAGAAAGACUCACAUCACCAGUUAAAGAAGAAAAAGCCCCGUCACCAGUUGAAGAAGAAAAAGCCCCAUCUCCAAUUGAAGAAGCAAUGACAACGUCAAAAACUGAAGGGGAAAAGAUUCCUACACCAAUCAAAGAGGAAAAGGCACCAUCCACCCUGAAGAAGAAAGCGCCCUCACCAUUGGAGGAGCAAACGAUUCCAACACCAGUUAAAGAAGAAAAGGCCCCAUCACCAGUUCAAGAAACAACGGUACCAUCAAUAAUUGAGGUCGAAAAGAUUCCUACACCAAUCGAAGAGAAGAAAGCACUCUCCCAAAUGGAGGAGAAGGCGUCAUCGCCACUAGAGGAGCAAAAGCUUCCGUCACCAGUUAAAGAAGAAAUAGCCCCAUUACCACUUAAAGAAGAAAAAGCCACAACACCAGAUAAAGAAAAAACUACAAAACCAGAUAAAGAAGAAAAAGUCACAACACCAGAUAAAGAAGAAAAAGUCUCAUCACCAAUUAAACAAGGAAAAGUCAAACCACCAGUUCAAGAAGAAAAAGCCACAUCACCAGUUAAAGAAGAAAAAGCCCCAUCACCAGUUAAAGAAGAAAAAGUCCCAUCACCAGCUCAAGAAGAAAAGGACUCAUCACCAGUUGAAGAAGCAAAGGCUCCGUCAAAAACUGAAGAGGAAAUUAUUACUACACCAAUUAAAGAGAAGGCUCCCUCCACCCUAGAGGAGAAAGCGCCCUCGCCAGUGGAGGAUCAAAAAAUUCCAUCACCAGUUAAAGUAGAAAAAGCCCCAUCAUCAGUUAAAGAAAAAGCUCCAUCACCAGUUAAAGAAGAAAAGGCCCCAUCACCCAUUGAAGAAACAAAGGUCACGACGACAAUUGAAGACGAAAAUAUUCCUACACCAAUCGAAGAGAAGAAGGCACCCUCCCCCAUUCAAGACAAAGCGCCAUCGCCAGUGAAGGAGCAAAAGAUUCCAUUACUUGUGAAAGAAGAAAAGGCCCCAUCACCAGUUGAAGAAUUAAAGCCUCCGUCAACAACUGAAGAGGAAAAGAUUCCAGCACCAACCAAGGAGGAGAAGACACCCUCUCCCAUGGUAGAGAAAGUGCCCUCGCCAGUAGAGGAGCAAAAGAUUCCAUCACUAGUUAAAGAAUAUAAGGCCGCAUCACCAAUCGAAGAAAUGAGGAUUUCCGCACCAACUGAAGAGGAAAAGAUUCCUACACCAGUCAAAGACGGAAAGACCCCAUCACCAGUUGUAGAAUCAAAGGCUCUGUUAACAACUGAAAAGGAAAAAAUACCUACACCGAUCAAGAAGGAGAAGGCACCCUCCCCCAUGGAGGAGAAAGCGUCCUCGCCAGUGGAGGAUCAAAAGAUUCCAUCACCAGUUAAAGAAUAUAAGGCCGCAUCACCAAUCGAAGAAAUGAGGAUUUCCUCACCAACCGAUGAAGCAAAAGUACCAGCAGAAAUUGAAGAGAAAAUUUGUUCCUACCUAGCUGUAGACAAAAAGAUUACUUCUCCAGUAGAAGAUGCAAAGGUUCCUUCCGCAGCUGAAGAGAAAACGUUUGCUUCACCAACAGAAGAGGAGAAGUCACCGUCGCCAACUCAAGAAAAAAAGAUUUCGUCACCAGUUAAAGAAGCAAAGGCCCCAUCCGCUAUUGAAGAAACAAAGGUUCCGUCACCAACUGAAGGUAUAAAAGUCUCCUCAGAACCUGAAGAGGAAAAGACUCUUUCCCCAGUUCAAGAAGUUACGGCUCCAACAACAGCGGAAGAGGAAAAAAUUCCUUCACCGAUCAAGGAGGAUAAAACACCCUCGCCAAUUGAAAAGAAAAAGGUUUCAUCACCAGUUGAAGAAGAAAAAGCUUCAUCGCCAAUUGAAGAGGCAAAAGUUUCCACACCAGCUGAAGACGCAAAAGCUCCUUCAGGAACUGAAGAGAAAAAGAUUUCUUCAGAAAUGAAGGAAGAAAAGGCUCCCUUACCAUUUGAAAAGAUUCCUUCACCAGUGAAGACCGCUGAAGCUGAAUCUCCGGAAGAUGAAAAGGAUAAAUUAAAAAUGGAAAUUGAUUCGAAAGUUUCACAAGAAGAUUUCUUAUCUGCAGUAAGCAAAAAAAUUAAUGAUUAUGAAUCAUUGCUAAACGAAUUAGAAGAGGAGUGCGAUUUUCCUAGUGGAACUUCUUCUUCUGUUCUAUAUAACACAAUAUGUACCGAAUUAGGAUUGAAAAAAAUAACAAUAACAGUGGAAAAUAUUAUUAAAUAUAUUAUUGAACACCGGAUUGAAAUCCUAACAAUUAUUAAAACGAAAUAUUCUAAAAUAAAAUCAGUUGAAUUAACGGAAAAAAAGAUAACAGAUAAAAAAGAAAGCUCCAAAACUGAAGACAUAUUAACAGAAAAACUAUCUCUGAAAGAAGUACAUGAGAAACAUGUAACUACAAAACUUGAUGAAGAUAGGAAAAGUCCCUCCCCUCUAGAUGAAGAAAAACCACACUCACCCACAGAAGAGAAACAGAUAUCUUCAAUAGAAAGUAUUUCACUGGUCGAAGCCGCAGAGAAAAAGAAAAUUGAGGCAAUUCAGGAUGCCGUCGAAGAACAAAUGCCAGUGGAGAAGGAACCAGAAAAAAAAAUAACUGAUUUUGAUUCAAAAGCUUUACAAGAAGCUUUCCUAAUUGAAGCAGCUAAACAAAUCAAGGAUUACGAAUCGCUACUUAAAGAAUUGGAUGACAAUUGCGAUUUUCCAUGUGGUAAUUCUGCCACUGUUUUGUACGAUACAGUUUGUUUCGAAUUAAGUGUGAAAAAAAUUACCAUUACAGUUGAAAGCAUCAUUAAAUAUAUCAUUGAAUACAGGAUUGAAAUCAUUACAAUCAUCAAAAGGAAGUAUUCUAAAAUAAAAUAUGAUGAUUCAAAACCAAAAGAGGCAGAAAAAUCUACGGUCGUUGAACAGAUAUCAGAAGACAGACAUUCUAUACAUGAAAGUAUUCUUCCUUCCUCUGAUUAUAUUAUGGAUAGGAAUAUAUUCGAUCAAACAUAUGACGAAGAUAUAAUUUCACCCAUAGCUGAAAGUGUAAUGGGAGAAGAAAUAUACGUUCACGAAGAUGAAAUUGAAAUGGAUCAAGAUGAUAUAAUUAAGCCGGAAUCGGCGAGAGACACGAGUCCUAGUGAUGCACAUAAGGAUAAAACAGAAUUCCCUAAGCCUAAGACAUUGUACGAAAAACCAGAAUCUGAACAGGUUUUCAGACACAUUUUUGCCGAAACCAUAGUCGAUGACGAAAGUGAAAUUUUGCAAGAUAAAAUAUCUGCUGAAAGCGAAAUCUCAGGUGAAAUUUCGAUGAAGGAUGAUGAUGAUGAUAAAAUGGAUGAGCCUGAAUCACCAAGAAAGAAACUUAUGUACGUUGAAAUAGAAAUUGAAGAAUCUGUUACCUCAACUACAGAUGCUUCUCCUGAUACUGAUGCACCUGAAAUCCCUUAUGAUGGGAAAUAUAAAGAACAAGUAGAGAAAGAUAUAAUUGUAAAAGAAGAAACUAGUGAAAGUGUCCAGAAAAUUGCAGAAGAUGGAAAAUCAACAGAAUUAAUGAAGUCAACAGAUGAAAAAGUUUCUCCAAAAUUGGAAUCAAAAUCUGAGCCGACCGUUUCUCCUCCAGCUGAAGUAGCGAGUAAUAAGUUAGAUUCUAGAGAAUCAAAAAUUGUUAAAGAGUCCACUGAUGUAUCCAAGCCUGAAUUAAUGAAAAGCGUACAAGAAACAACUACAGCAAUGGGUACUGAAUCUGAAAUUCAAGAAGAUCAGCAGAAAAUUAUCCAUAUUGAUAGCACAGAAGAUGGAGUAAAAGAAAUUGAAAUUGGUCAAGAAGACACUGACAAAUCUAUACAUUUUAAAACUGAAAAGCAUAUUGAUAUGAGUACAAAAGAUAGAAUCAGUCCAGAAUUAGUACCUACUGAGAUCAAAACGGAAGAAACAUCUUUUGUAUUGAAAACAUCUGACAUGCCAUCUAGUUCCGAAGUGUCAAAAAUAUUAACAACAACAAGCAUCACUGAAGGCGAUUCAACAGUCAGUGAAACAAAGUCAAAAAUUAUCAGUAGCAAAGUUGUAUCUUCCGACAUUAGUGAAGAAACUUCUGCAAUUACUGUAAAAACAGAAAAGGAGGAAGAUGCAUUUGAAACAAUAACCACGAUAACAACAACUAAAAUAAUAAAAUCUGACGACUUGGAUCAUUUAAAAGAAACUGUAACAAAAGAGAUGGAAAAAGUUCCAGACGAUUCCUUAUCUUUUGAAACUCCUCGAGACUCAGAGAUUUUAGAAUCAUUACCUAAAGAAAGAGGUGAUAUCGAAGCCACUGUUGGUAAGACUGUAGCCACAGUGACUACUAUCAAAAUAAUGUCAUUAGAUGAUACUGAUAGUACUUAUAAGGUAUCCACUGAAGAUGAAGCGAAAGCUAUAGCAGAUGAAUUAAAAAGAACAGAGCCAGUUGAAGAGCAAAAAUUAAUUACAACAAAGACUGAAAUAGAAGAUGACUCCCCCAAAACGUCAGAAAUUCAAGAAGUAUCUAAGGAAGACGUGUCCCAAGACAUUGCGCCUCCAACAAAAGAAGUUCACAUUUCUGAGAAAUCGACAAUUUCGUUAUCUGACAAAUUAACUGGCAAAGAUGUAAAGACCGAUUCUAUUUCUUUAGAAGAGGAAGUUGUGGCAACAGAAAUUGUUGCAUCACCAAAAGAAAAAGAUGCAGAAGAGAAAGGGAAAGACAUAAAAAAAGUUGCAGAUGCUGGUGUAAGCCAAACUAAAGAAAAGAGUGCAGAAAGUAUUGAGGAUACCAUAGACUCUACUGCAACAGAGAUUUUAUCUUCUGAUGAACAAAGUUUGUUCAAAAAAGUAAUUACAACAGAAAAGAUAGUUACUGAUGAUGAUAGUGAUUUCUCGAAAAUUAAAGUAGAAUCUAGAAUAAUAACAACUAAAACAGUGGCUUCAUCUUUAGAUGAAGAAGGUCACGCAACCAUUAUCACUUCAGAAAAAGAUAUUCCAGAAGAAUUUCAAAAGUUAAUUACUGAUGAAAAAUUCGAGACCAAAGAAACAGAAUCUGACUCUCGAAGCUUGGACAGUCUAUCAAGAGACAUAACCAUGGUUGAAGAAACUGUGUCUGAAACAAAAACAACACAUUUAGCAAAACCAACAGUUGAUGAAACGAAAGAAGAAACUUCCAUCACUCUAAAAGGUGAGACCGAAACGUUGUCAUCUGAAACUGAAUCUUCUCACAAAAAAGAAAAAACAGAUGAAUUUGAAAUACCCACAAUCACAAAGGCCAUCACGACCGUCACGCGAACGCUAGUGAUGCCUUCGGAUGACCUCGAUAUGAAAUCUGAAGAUGAGAAAUCAUUUGCGGUGGAAUCAAGUACAAUCCGUGAUGAACAACAGAUAAUCCAAGAGGAAAUCCAAACUAGUUCAUCGGAAAUUGUGACUGAAACAAUUACAAAAGAAAUUCUAAAAUCUCCAAUCGAAAAAAAAGAUUCUGGAAUUAAAACAUCAAUAACGAAAAAAGAAUCUGAAUCACCCUCAUCAGAUGCCCAAGAAACUCAUCUUACUGAAGAAAUGGAAGUUAUUGAUGGAGAGCCAGUAAUCAGAACGACGGUCACCACUAUAACACGCAAAAUAGUUAUCCCCGCAGACGAAAUUGACGAGAAAUCGUUUGCGGUCGCAUCAAGCGCAACAACUACUAGUGAACAAGAAAUAUGUCAUGAAACCAAAACUUCAUCGGAAGAAGUAACUGAAACUACUACAACUGAAAUUCUAAAAUCACCAAUCGAAAAAACAGAUUCUAGAAUUAAAACUUCUAUAACGAAAACAGAAUCUGAAUCACCAUCAUCAGACGCUCAUGAAACUCAUCUUAAAGAAGAAAUGGAAGUUAUUGAUGGGGACCCAGUAAUUAAAAAGACAGUCACCACUAUAACACGAAAAAUAGUAGUACCCGCAGAAGAUUUCGAUGAGGAAUCGUUUGCGGUCGCAUCAAGCAUAACAACAUCUAGUGGGCAACAAAUAUCUCAUGAAACCAAAACUUCAUCGGAAGAAGUAACUGAAACUACUACAACAGAAAUUCUAAAAUCCCCAACUGAAAAAACAGAUUCUGAAAUUAAAACCUCAACAAUGAAAACUGAAUCUGAAUCAUCAUCAGCGGACACUCAUGAAACUCGUCUUACAGAAGAAAUGGAAGUCAUUGAUGGAGAUCCAGUAAUCAGAAAGACAAUCACUACUAUAACAAGAAAAAUAGUAGUCCCCGCAGAAGAUUUCGAUGAGGAAUCAUUUGCGGUCGCAACAACAUCUAGUGAACAACAAAUGUCUCAAAAAACCAAAACUUCUCCAGAAGAAGCGGCGGAAACUACUACAACAGAAAUUCUAAAAUCUCCAACUGAAAAAAUAGAUUCUGGUAUUAAAACCUCCACAAUGAAAACUGGAUCUGAAUCACCAUCAUCAGACGCUCAUGAAACUCGUCUUACAGAGGAAAUGGAAGUCAUUGAUGGAGAGCCUGUAAUCAGAAAGACAAUCACUACUAUAACAAGGAAAAUAGUAGUCCCUGCAGAAGAUUUCGAUGAGGAAUCAUUUGCGGUCGCAUCAAGCACAGCAACAUCUAGUGAACAACAAAUAUCUCAAAAAACCAAAACUUCUCCAGAAGAGGCGACUGAAACUACUACAACAGAAAUUCUAAAAUCUUCAACUGAAAGAAUAGAUUCUGAUAUUAAAACCUCCACAAUGAAAACUGAAUCUGAAUCACCAUCAUCAGACGCUCAUGAAACUCGUCUUACAGAAGAAAUGGAAGUCAUUGAUGGAGAUCCAGUAAUCAGAAAGACAAUCACUACUAUAACAAGAAAAAUAGUAGUCCCCGCAGAAGAUUUCGAUGAGGAAUCAUUUGCGGUCGCAACAACAUCUAGUGAGCAACAAAUAUCUCAAAAAACCAAAACUUCUCCAGAAGAAGCGACUGAAACUACUACAACAGAAAUUCUAAAAUCUCCAACUGAAAGAAUAGAUUCUGGUAUUAAAACCUCCACAAUGAAAACUGAAUCUGAAUCACCAUCAUCAGACGCUCAUGAAACUCGUCUUUCAGAAGAAAUGGAAGUCAUUGAUGGAGAGCCAGUAAUCAGAAAGACAAUCACUACUAUAACAAGGAAAAUAGUAGUCCCGACAGAAGAAAUUGAUGAGAAGUCAUUUAUAAUCACAUCUAGUGCAACCUCUGACGAACAACAAAAAUUUGAAGAAGUGAAAACAAGUGCGUCCGAAACACUCGCUGAAACUACUGUAACAGAUGUUCUAAAAUCUCCAAUAGAAAAGGCAGAUUAUCAUACUACAGUCACAACCAAAACUGCAUCCAUUCCUGAUUACAGUGAUAUACAUUUAACUAAAGAGAUGGAAGAAACAGAUGGAGAACCAAUCGUCACGAAAACUGUCACUACGAUAACGCGCAAGAUAAUAAUACCAGCAGAUGGUAGUGACGAUAUACCACUUACUACUACUUACGAACAAGAAGAUAAAUCCGAAAAAGAAACUAAAAUAGGUUCCGAAAUUGUAGCAGAGACUACAUCUACAGAAAUUCCGAAACAAAAAUCUGAAAAAAUGGAUGAACAAUUCAUCACUACUUCAGAAACCGUGCCAGAAGCUGAUGUUAUUCAUCAAAUAGACGAGACGGAGAGAACAGAUGAAACACCGAUAAUCACCAAGACUGUCACCACUAUAACGCGAAAAAUAGUGAUGCCCUCAGAGGAUGUUGAUGACAAGUCACUUUCAUCAAUAACAAGUACUGCAUCUGAAGAACAAGAUAUGUCUUCAGAAACUGUAACCAUACAAAAAGUAAAAUCACUUUCUAAAGGAACAACUGAUGAAACGGUUACAGAAUCAGCGUUGGGUGUUAGUGAUAUCUAUUCAACUGAUGAAACAGAAACAAUCGACGGGCAGCCAGUAAUCACAAAAACUGUAACUGUGACUCGAAAAAUAAUAAUGCCUGCAGAGGAAAAUGAUGAACAGUCUUUCACGACAAUAACAAGCAGUACUACAACUGAAGAACGAGAUGACAUAAAAGUAGAUACGAAAACAAGCUCUUCGUCAUCAGCGACUACAAUUCACGAUGAAAAAAGUGAACAAAUUGGGGAAUUUCCAGUAACUGUUAAAACUACAAUUAAAACAACAGUUCAUGAGGACAGUGAUUCAACGGAAUCUGUUGUUUCAGAGAAAUCUACGAUAUCUAAACGUGUAGAAGAUAAAGAACAUAUGGAAACAAAAUCUGAUUCAAUGACGGUAAUGAAAAUUGAUUCUAGCACAGAAAGAACUGAACAUCAUUCCGAAAAUAUUGAAGAACGUCAAAUUUCAAGCACAGAAACUAAAACAACUGAUAAAAAAUCAGAUAUGCAGACACAAGAUUCAAUUUCAAAGAGUUGUGCCACUACAAAGUCAUCAUUACAGGAACACGAAAUAUCAUCUGAUUCUACAUCUCAAUCAUUUAAGACAACAUCACAAGAAAUAAUAAAAAAAGAAUUAUCUGAUACACAUAGUACAGAAGGCACUAGUGAAGACUUUGAGCAUAAAAUAAUCACUAAAACAUGUCUUUCUGAAGCUACAGAAAUUGAAGAUUCACAUACUGAAAUAACUAGUAAAGAUUCAACAAUAAGCAUUGUUAAAACUUCCAAAAUUAUAACAGAGCCAGAUGAAGAAACAGAUGAUACAAGAGCACCAAGGACAAGAUUAAGCUCUGAGGACGACCCAACAGACGAAUUGUCUUCUCCUGGGAAAACAAAAUCAAAGAGAAAAGAACAUAGAACAGUCAAGAAAAAAAUUAUCGUUUAUCAGACCGAAACCGGUGAUUCUGCUGAAGAUAUAUUGACUGAAGAUAAGAUUCGAGAAGCAAUAAUUGAAGCUGGAGGCAAACAAUCCAGUAAAUCUCAUAUUAUAUCAUUCGGAACCGUUGAUGAUUUGGAAAGUUUUUCGGGCCAAGAAAAUAUACUGGAACUAAGAAGUAAAUCAACAACCCCUGUGCCAGAAGAUGAAAAUACAACUUCAAAAGUCGAAACUGUAAGUGAAAAACUCGAAUCAAUUGAAAUUGAUCCUUUUUCUCUCAUAACGAAACCCAUUGAAGAAACUUUCAGAAAAAAGAUAUCUGAACAACAUUCGUCCACUACAUCUGAAACCAGACAGGAAACAAUGAAAGAAACGAGCCACGAAACAAUCGAGGAAAUUUCAUUCGAUAAAAAAGUGGCAACGGAUGCUAAAAAAUUAGCCAUGGAGAUAUCGCGCCAAACAAGAGAGCGAACUGAAAGUACCCAAUCCGAAACUCACGAACGAACAUCAAGUGCAUCAACGACGGAAACAUCAUUAGUAAGUGAAUCUAGAACUACGUCAUCAACAUCCCAUCCUAGUCAAUCUGAACGGGAUGAAGAUGAAGGCAAAAAGACUUUCAGUUUGGACGAGUGGGGAAAACCCAUGGGAUUACCAUCCCCACCAGAACCUCUAGAUUUUGAAACCGACUUAUCAACCCUUUCGAAACAGAAAACAACUCAUACAACGAAACAAGAAGGCAGCUACACUGAAAACAAAGCAGAUGUUUCAACUGAGCAGCAAAAUAAUACGACAGACUUAAAAUCUGGAACUGAAAAAUCCAACAAAGAAACAGAUUCUGUAUCAGAACAAGAGUAUAACCAUCAAGGUCAUAAGACAGGCGAAGGCAGCACCGAACCUGUUUACAUAGACUUAACUUAUGUACCUCAUUUUGGAGACCCUCAUUACUGUAAUGUUGAAUUUUUCCGUCGCAUAAGAUCCCGGUAUUAUGUAUUCAGUGGGACGAAACCAAGCAAGGAAGUAUUCAAUGCUCUUCUAGAGGCUAAACAAGACUGGAAGGAUAAAGAUGCUAAAGUGACUAUCAUUCCCACAUAUGAAACAGACACCCUGGGGUACUGGAUGGCGGUGAACCAGGAAGCACUGAUAGCCAAUAACAUCGAUGUGGCACCAUCGGCGAGCAGGUGCACAAUCAAUUUACAGGACCAUGAAACAAGCUGUUCGGCUUAUCGUUUAGAGCUGUAAAGAGAACAUAAAUAUAAUUUUGUACUUCAAAACUCAUUCUUCGUCUGAGCAGUUGCUCGGACGAUAUAACUGCCAGCGUUUAGGCUCAUUUUUCAAAUUGAUACGAAAGCAAGAAGGAGAGUGUGGAGGAUUCAUUCUUAACUGUUACCAUUUCAAAUCCGAAACCUUUACCUUAGAGGCUUUAUAUUUAGCGCUUAUAUGAACACUAACAAAGGGAAGCCUUGAAAGGCAAAGGAAAUAAGUGAGAUGAUUGUCGGAAAAAUGUCCUUUAGUGCCUAAAGAUAACGUGAUAUCAGUGAACGAUGUGAGAUAGGGGAAAACAAAUGUUUAAGACAUUAGAUUGAAUAUAUUUUAAAGUGUUCUGCAUUCGUUACGGAACUGUGAAAAAAUAAGGCUCAUGAAAGAGCUCAAAUAACAACUUAAGACCAUUACGUAAUAUUUCCAACACGAACCUAAACAGCAAAAUAAUCAUCAUUUUUACAGAUAACUCUUUGAAAUUUUAAUUUAAUGAAUUAAAAUUCACCUAUUAUACUUUAAAAAAAAGAGUUUACCGACUUAUUUUGCUUAUGAAAAUGCGCAAAGCAUGAAGUGUUACGAAAAAAGAAAUACUUAUGUGGUGGUUUUAAGUUGAAAUCUAAAUAAUUAUUUAAUAUUUGAUGCUAUCUGGCUGUGAAAAAGUGUGGUUUAGAACUUAAAAAUUGUCAAACCAAGAAGUUUUUGAUAGACAUUAAUUGAAUUGUCAUAGAAAUUUAUAUUUUUGACAUUGUAAUAAUUUUAUUCUUAAUGUAGAAAUUUAUCAAUAUUGUCUAUAUUGCACAUUCUGCAUUGCUUCUUUCCCUUCUUUGGCUCAUUUGAUGAAUUCAAGGUGAACGGAAAAAAGCAUGUUACUUUUAUUUAAUAUCAUCCAGGUUAAAUUAUAUAAUUUAUUUUAAUGUCAUAGCAAUUUAUUAUCAAAAAUUAAACACGGUCGUUUUUAAAUAUUAACAAAUAUGAUUUGCGAUUAUAUGUUAGUUGCAAAUGUAGGAAACAAUUUUCUUCAAAAUGUUACAGGCAGCUAUGAUAACAUUUUUACAAUUUUAAUUUUUGACUUAUUUGUUUUAAUUUCUAUAACAGCUAUAUGAAAAAAAAAAAAUGUAAUAUGAUAUUUUAGAAAGACUGAGGCAAUUUUCGGACAGGUUAUCGAGAAUUUUCAGUUUUUUUAUUUAUUUCAUACACAUAUUUUCUAAAUCAACUGAAAAAAUAACAUAAAUCUGUUUCCUACUAAAGAAAAUCCUUCUGUAAUUUAUUUAAAAAUCUAUUUCAUAUUUUUUGACUCAGGGUUUUGUUGGACAGGCAAAAUGAAACUGAAGUUGAUUUUUUUUAUAGGUAAAUUCACUUCAAAUUCGUGAGUACUUUUGGAAGGGUAAAUGUUAAAGGUUCCUAAUAAGAAUAAAUUAUGGCGUUUGAAACGAUUGUCAUCUUAAACGAUGAACAAUAAUCUAACAUUUAACAAAACAAUGUGAUUACCAUAUAAUAUAAGUGCACUUAAUGGUAUAGAAUAGUUUCAAUUUAAAUAAUCCAACAUGCAUUCUGCGGGUAAAAUUUUUCAACUUAAAAUGUAUAAAAAGUAGAAUUUAUGUUUUAAGAAAUAUUUCACUUUUAUAUAAAAUAUAAUCCUGGCAAAAGCAUCCUUCUUUUGUUUUUCUAAAUUAAAUUAUACUGUUAAUUUUUUAAAAGAACUUAGAAAAAAAACUUCACUGUAUGCGUGAUAGAUUCUACUUAAUUUCUUGUAAGCUUAUAACUACCACAGAAACUUUUAAGAUUAUUUACAAGCAAUUUAUAUUGAAAUUAAUUCUGCAAAUUACUCAUGUGUUUCGGGCUUCCUUUUAUAAAGAUGUGCAAAUUAAACGAACACACCCAUAUUCUUUAAGAAUGUAUUUAUUUAGAUCUUAAAGAGCUGUACUUGCAGGCUGAGUUUCAUGUCUUAGCUUUUUCGUAGUCUUCCACUAACUUACAUCAAUGGGUUUCCUAAACAAAUAUAGGAUAAUAUUUCCAGAAUUAAUUAACACCAGAAAUAUUAAUUUGCUUUCAAAACUUUUACAUGAGUAUUUAAAAAUAAAACACAAGAUAUUCAUUUCUGUGUCAAAUCCUGUUAAAGGUCUCAAGAUUAUUUAAGUUCCGUUUUAUUUCUAAAUUACUUCUAGCGAACUUUUAAAGAAUCUUUCUGGUGAAUUUAAAAGCGCAUUUUAAUUUUUUAAAUUAAAUUAACAAUGUAAUGAGCUUUAAAUAUUGCAUAAAAAAAUAUCAAACUCUUCAGAAAGACUCGAUUGAGAUAAAUGGUUGUUUGAAAGACUAAACUCUAGUUAAUAUUUCAGCACAAAACUGAAGGGAUAUUGUAUAAUUCAGAAGAAUAAAUUAAUUUGAUACUGAUAUUAAUCAUAGAUCAAUAUCAAAUGCAGUUGUUAAAGUUAUUUAUAAUUGUGUUCCUCAAAUUUUCCAGAGGGAAAGAACAUUCAGUAUUUCGCAAAAAGAGAUGUGGUAAACAAAUUUUUUUAUAAUUUAAUGAUCAAUGCUAAGAAUGUGCUUGAAGUUAAGUGGAAUAGGAAAUCACUGAAAUUAUAACAUUGAAAACAAAAAUUCAGUGUUAUUUAAAAAGAAAAUGUCUACAGCCAAAAUGUUGCAGAAAAUUUAACGAAUUGAGUAGAGUUUGAAAAAUAUACUUUUGUACUUAGAUAUAAAGUGAUUCUUUUUUAUCAGAAUAAAUGUUCUCAACAGAGAACAAUACAUCUGAUAAAAUGCAUAGAUAUAUUAAUAUAUAUAUAUAUAUAUAUAUACAUACACAUAUAAAUAAACGAGAGCGGUGCUUUCUAUCUGUUAUUUUUUGAGGUAGUCACUUACAGACAAUCACACUUUAAAAGGUGUAGAACUAACUAAAAAAAAUUGAUUACGUAAAUGAUAAUUCUAUAUCUUGCGCUUAUUCCCACUGGUUCUACAGUGAAGUGAUCCAGUGCUAUGGCUCAGAAAGCAAGUAUAGAAAAACCGAAUUGCUCUGCAGGGGUCUGUACACCUACGAUUGGCUACGAGAAAGAAAAUACAUUAUUAAUAUAUAACCUAUAUGAAAAAAAAAAAAAAAUGUACAGAUUUGCGUACUCAAGUGAUAGACGGACAAAGAAGAAGCAAAGCAGCGAGGCUGCUGUAGUUAAUUAUUUGGAAAGUCUCAAUUAGUGCAUGCCUAGCAGCAUCGAACUGACGAUUUACCACCAGUGUUUAGAUGUUUCAAAGAACACGGAGGUCAAUAUUUUUUAGUAAAAUAUAUCUCACUGAGUAACCAAAAGGGUUAUUCCAUUUAGUAUUUAUUUCACGAAACAUUCUUUCCCUUUCAAAACGUAGGCCGACUGCAGAGCAAGGCAUAGCAAACAUCCUCUCUCACCUACUACUUCGAACGUUUCCAAUUCUUCUGCAGAAAAAAAAAAAAAAAAAAAGGAUAACAUAAUUAUUUAUUAAAAAAAAGUGAAAUCUUUAAGAAGGAAGGGGAAUUAUUUUCCUCUCAGAUGUCUUUUACUUUGAUCUAAUUUAAACAAAUGCUACCUGCUUACUGCUUGUGAUAUCAGAGGUUAUUGUUUUUCUUCUCUUCUGACUAAUGCCAGCUUAAUUUUUAAUUGAAGAAGUUAAUUUAGUGCCAAAUAGUCGAAAACUUCUUUCAUGUCCAUUUUAUUCUAUUGUGCUAAUUAUUUUAAGGCUUGAAAUUAUGUGAUAAAACUUGUUUUAUGGCCAUUGUUACUUGUAUAUUAUUGAAGACUGUUAAUAAAGCUUGCUUGUUGCUUCGAUAACA
Argiope bruennichi is the source of this 21735-nucleotide messenger RNA. RefSeq names its product microtubule-associated protein futsch-like. NCBI's taxonomy places the organism in Eukaryota, Metazoa, Arthropoda, Arachnida, Araneae, Araneidae. Bases 93 to 17924 code for a protein of 5943 amino acids. The record is from RefSeq and is a predicted model, not a curated record. Gene Ontology annotation, cellular component: cytosol; neuronal cell body; microtubule associated complex. Gene Ontology annotation, biological process: microtubule cytoskeleton organization; regulation of microtubule depolymerization; axonogenesis. The transcript has a single exon. Gene Ontology annotation, molecular function: actin binding; microtubule binding.